UCCGUUUGGCAGCAAGUAAAUCUCCAAGUGUUUUUUAAUUCGAAGGCCGACAAAAGAUGUUGUAGAAUGAAUGAAGGGAAAAAAUACGGAAUCCUGAAGCUAAGAUAAUUGCUAGCAUCUCUGUGGCUGUAAACAUGACUUGACAUCAUGAUGACCACUGCAUUCAUGGCCACUGGGUGAUCCACUGAAUCAUGGAGCUGAAAGUAUGGGUGGACGGAGUCCAGCGGAUUGUUUGUGGCGUCACAGAAGUUACAACGUGCCAAGAAGUUGUGAUAGCACUUGCUCAGGCUAUCGGUCGUACAGGAAGAUACACCUUGAUAGAAAAAUGGAGAGAUACCGAGAGACACCUGGCACCUCAUGAAAACCCCAUCAUCUCCUUGAAUAAGUGGGGGCAGUACGCUAGUGACGUGCAGUUAGUAUUACGGCGCACAGGACCAUCUCUCAGUGAGAGGCCAACCUCAGACAGUGUGGCUCGGAUACCGGAAAGGACUUUGUAUCGGCAGAGUUUGCCCCCUCUGGCCAAGCUGCGGCCUCAGAACGACAAAGCAAUAAAAAGGAGAGAGCCAAAGAGGAAGUCCCUCACUUUCACUGGUGGGGCAAAAGGAUUAAUGGACAUAUUUGGCAAAGGCAAAGAGUCCGAGUUCAAGCAGAAGGUUCUCAGCUGCAAGACGACCAUCGAUGAGCUGAAGAAACUGAUUCAUCUGCAGACAGAGAAGCUUCAGUCGGUUGAGAAGCAGCUGGACUCUAACAAUGCCGAGAUCCAGUACUGGGAGCAGAGGUACACGUACAGCCUGGAAGAUGAAAUUGUCAAACUGGAGCAGAAGAUCAAAAGGAACGAGGUGGAAAUUAAGGAGGAGGAAUUCUGGGAAAACGAACUCCAGAUUGAGCAAGAGAACGAGAAGCAGUUGAAGGAGCAGCUGCAGGAGAUCCAGCAAAGGAUCACGGACUGUGAGGGCAAGCUGAAGGAGUACGUGGCCCAGAUUCACAGCAUGGAAAGCGGCCUGGAGGCCGAAAAGUUGCACCGGGAAGUGCAAGAGUUAAAAGUCAAUGAAGAAGUAGUCAAAGAGAAGAUGGACAAAGUGAAAGGAGAAAUUGAUAUCCAGGGGCAGCAAAGCCUCCGGCUGGAAAAUAGCAUUAAAGCUGUUGAAAGGUCUCUGGGCCAGGCUGCCAAACGGUUGCAGGAGAGAGAACAAGAACUGGAGCAGCUGACCAAGGAGUUGCGGCAAGUGAACCUCCAGCAGUUUAUCCAGCAAACGGGGACCAAAGUCACUGUGCUGCCUGCCGAGCCCUCUGAGCCGGAGGCUUCUUCGCCUGCGGAGCCUGAGAGAGAAGCAGCAUUCCAGUCUGGAAGCCUGAAGAGGCCCAGUUCGUCAAGACAGCUUCCCAGCAACCUUCGGAUCCUACAGAAUCCACUCUCGUCUGGUUUUAACCCAGAAGGCAUUUAUGUAUAACACUGCAUUCCUCUUCUGGAGAGGACCGAGGAAGGGGCCACGGACGGUGUACCUUCCCCUCCUGUUGCUUCUGUUCUCCUAGUGAUGUAUGGAGAGAGGCGGGGAGGGGGAAGGGGGGGGUCCUGCCUUUCAGAAGCCACCAAGUUGUUGGUGUGUUUAUUUUUAACCAGACCUACAGCAGACUUGGAAUCCUGCCCUGUGCACUGAAUGGACGAUGACGAUAAAGAACAAAAGGAAAUGUCGAGGCAUGCCUCUUUGGCAAUAUUGCAACGGCCACCAAGCCGUGAUCAUGCAAAUAACCUCCACUUUCAUUGUUGCCAUUUCUGAUGUAAUUAGAUAAUUAUUAUUCUUUAGCUGACGUAAGUGACUGAUCCUGAACGCGAGGAAGUGUUUGUGUGAUUAAGGGUUAGGGUUUAAUUUAUUCCGCUGAAUCUGUGGAUGUGUGCAUGUUGACAUGUGUGGCUUUCCCCCUGCAGUUCUUGGCAAAGAGUGGCACUGACGGUCCAGCCCCGUCCAAAUGACCUUUCCCAUCUCUGCCUGUGGAGAGUGACUCUGAGGCUGCAUCAUGCUCCAUCCGUUUGUGAGUUCCCCCACUGCCUUUCCACAUUGCUGGCUGCCCCUGGCAGGGGCAGAGAAAUGCACACCACGAACAUACGUCCACAUGGGUUAAGUGAAAUGAUGCGCUGUAGUGGGAUGGCGAGAAAUCAGCACCGGCUGGCCAGUUUCUAGCAGCAGUUGGGUAUACUGCAUAGUUCUGCCUUAAUGUCAUAUUUGCAGUGUGAAAUGGUGCGCGCAUGGGUGACUGUGAACAUACAUGAAUGAGUGUGAGCGUAGAGUAUUUCAUUGCUGUGAUUCACAACGGCAGGGUGCUGUUGAAAAGAAGGUUGCUGAGUCUCCCUUUUUGUUUUGUUCAAAGGUCUUUGAUAUUUUUGUUCUGUUACCAAUGACAUUAUACAACUAUUGUCAGAUUUUUUUAUAGGCUUAUCUUAUCGUCUAAGAUCCACAAGAUUUAAUCCUCACCUAGUAAGGAUGUGUUCAGUAUUUGAGGAUCUUCUAGUUAGACAACAUGUUAUUAUAUGGAAUUUGUAUCCAAGAUAUUUUGACACAAUGAGUAUGCUUGUAGAGGAACAAAAAUACUGUUGCGAUACCUUCAGUUAAAUGGCUUGCCAAAGGAAAUUUCACUGGGUUGUUCUUUGGGGCGGUGAGUCAGGCAUCGUUUUCUGAUAAUUCUUGCAUUCUUCCGUUGUAACAGUCCAGUUUAAUACCGCCCUGCACUGCUUGCGAGCCGCCAAGCCAACCAGCCACGUACUGUUGCCUGCCUGAGGCUUGACUUCAGUCCCUGGCAGACAGAGCCCAGGAACAGACCGUCGGGGGGGUUCAGCGUGCAGGGCUGGUCCGGGAUGCCAAGGUCAAGAGACGGUAGCGGAAAUCACAGACGAUACAGGCUUGCUCACAGGACAAAAUUGUAUUGAGUAUAUAUAUAUAUAUGUGAGUGUGUGUGUGUGUGUGUGUACACACACACACGCACACAUUUUUAUAGUUUUGUAACAGUAUGCAAGAUUAUUUCUGAAAUCAGGGUUUAUAAUAGGAAAGAUGUAAAGAAAUUACCCAUUUUAAUAGAGCUCAUUUGGGUAUAAAGUGCAACCCAAAAUAACCGACUAUCUCUUGAGGGGAAGAAAUAAUUACAUGCCAGUAGGAAGAGAAAUAAGCGCAUGUCAGCCGCUGCCCAUGGCAGGUUUUGUCUUAGCAAUUGCAUCUGUGACAGCUGAAAUCCUGUGUCACAAUAACAGCCUUCAAGAGCACGAGUGACUUCAGUGUGUGCAAUGACACAAGUUCUGUGUCAGUAUCCAGGCCUUCCCUGUCGCAUUUCAUGUGCCUGAACAGCACCUUCUGCCAUCACAUGUGUGGAAGAGAGGCCCUCUGUGGUCUCCACAGCACAACCUGUGCAUUGGGAGCAAGAUUUAAGGGCAGUCCUGCCAACAGCCUUUGGGGCCAGAGGGGAUCACCUUGCAAAUGACGGUUCUGCCUAGAAGGUCAGUCCCUCUAAAGACCCACAAUAUCCUUUUAAUUAUUAGUGUCCACUCAGUCGUAUGCUGAUUCUUGCGUAAGUAUUGGUCGUUUUGACUAGAAGUCCGGGUGACCCUUUUCCAAAUGUACAUUGCAGGAGUAUGUUCCACCCUAAAGCGUAACAGACAGAUGCCUUGAGUUGAGGGAAAUGUCUCAACAUCCACGGGCGGGGGGGGAGGGUGUAUUCUGUUCUGGAUCUGGAUUUGACCUUGGCUGAACCUGCUCAGGGUCACGGUGCACAGUGCGUUCCUUAGGGGAAUAAUGGGGGAGGGGGCUUGUGGGUGGAUGAAGAAAGAGAGCCCUCUUACUGCCUGAUGCUAACCGCACGGUUUCCAGUAUUUGUAGCAGUCUCGUAGAAAUGGGGUUUAAAUGCACAGCCGUUUAUUUAAUGGGUUUUUCUUGAUUGAGUUCAUACAUUAGAUAUACGUCCCAUGCAGGUUUUUCACUCUUAAGCAAUUGUUUCAGUGCUAAGCAAGAUUGGGUUUUUGGACCAAGGAGUCCCCAGAAGACAUGUAAAAUCUGCACAUUCACAAAGCAGAAUACCUCAGGUGGUUUCUCUGUAAUUCUUCUCUUAAGUACUUAAAGAAGACCAUAAAGAAAACCUCGUCGGACUUGCUUGCUUGAGUGACAGCUCCUGUUAACGAUCUCAGCUGCUCAUUCUGUUCACGGUUGCACUCUAAUGAUGCAUACCACCAGCAAAAUACAUGGAAGUGUUGUUUUUGGUUUUCACUUUGUAAGUCUUCCCUCACUGUGGCAUUUCAGACAAACCUGUGAAGAUGUAAAAGGUCUGUUCAAAGAGCCCAUAGAAAACAGCCUCGCCCCCCUUUUCCUCUGUUCCCAAGUGGGACAAUAAACCGGCUCAGUGGCCCUUGAGCAGCCAGCCGUGUGGUUAUAUUUGGAGUACCCAAAAGAUUAACAGCAAGCCUUGAGGCUGUGUGCGGGUGCCAAGUGACUUGAACACGUAUCCCUUCCUUGGCCAGUCUGUUGUCAAAGCACAUUUCCUUCUCGUACAUGCAAGCCCACGUGUGCAUGGGGUGACAUGCCUGCAUCGUGCCAUUUUAAUGGUUCCUCUGGGGUAUUUUUUUCACCACAAUACAUGCGUCGAGAAGUCAAUAAAACAUUCCAGCCAAUCUCUUCCCUUGUUACAAAUGGUAUCCACAGAACAAUAAAGCCAAAUAAACAAAAUGGGACAUUCCUUCUUAUGUCACAUGACCAGCCAGAGUUGUAGUUGUGCCGUGCAGGACCUCUGGGCCGAUUCCUGUGAUCCGUUUCCUCCGUGGCAGCUGCACAGAGCACAGACGGCUCCUGACUGGUCAGAACGGCUGUCGUGGAAUUGGGGGUCGUGUCAGGAUACUCAGCAUGUGUGGCGAUGCCUCUAAUUAGCGUAAUUAGUCCUACUUCAUUAGACUGUAUGACUAUGUGAAAAUAAAACCUUUCUUUUAUAUGCAGAGGCAGCAAAAGAUUCCCGGUAUAGCAGGGUUUUUUAAAGCAAGACUGCCAUACCUGUGAGUUCCUGGAUUUUAAGCCUGCAUCUUUUGUCAGGCUCCCUUUCCACCCAUGUCAGGAGUUUUUAAAGAGGCCAAAGGAGUACAGACAGCUAAUACACCUUCUGGAAAACAUCUCCAUUCUGUUCAUGCUUGGACAUGCAUGCAGCCUCUUGGAUACGGCCUUGCAAGCAAGUCCCGUUGACAUGCGCGUCUUUGCUGCUGGUUGGCAACAGAAGGGCCAGAAGAGACUGUUUGGCGCAGUGGCUGGAAGGGAAGGAGGGAGAAGCUGGCUGGGCCCGGCACUUCCUCCUCUCAGACCUCAAAUAUGUGAGGAAUAGGAAGAUAUUCUGGCAAGAAUAUGUGGCUCUUGCUGCUGCCCACAUUUCUUGAAAGAGGCGUGCCUCGUUGCCCCAAAAGGUUGUGGCUCUUUAUGUUCCUAAGAGCUCUGAGUUUCUUUCAGGAGAGGAGGGGCACGGGAGAGAAGCUGGCCGACAGGUAGCUUGUUCGACAGCCUCAAGAGAAUAAAUGGGAUGUUCAGCGCUUAGCAACAUCAAGAGCCCUCCUGAGUGGCACCUCUGCAGCCAAAGGUCAUACACGUCCAGCCUAGAUUCUGUGUGGAGACUGGGGUCACCUUGCAAAACCCAAACCCAAGAACAAAAAACUCCCUUAAUAUGAAAUCCACCACGAGCAGACGCCUAAGCAUUGCCCCAAAGUGCAGGGUCUUGCUUGGGACCCUCGGUCCCUUGUUUGUGGGUUGAAAAUUCUGCCAACUUACAGGCCUGAAAAUAUAUACAGAUGAGAUGUAUAAACAAUUUCAUCUGAAAAAAAAAAGACUGAGGAGCUGUUGACCAUUAGUCAUAGGUUAUCUCUAUUGGGCAAACUCUAGACGUGACGGUGCCCUCAUGUCUGCCACAGGGAAGCCGCUGCCAUUUUCAAGUGAUUUAAAAAUGCCAUGUGGGCCAAAUCCUGAUUGGGCCUCAGUGCCUUUUCAAGGGCUGAAACAGUUGCAUGUACCCGCUCACCUGUUGCAGCACUUGAAAGGGGGGCGGGGGGGGGACAAGAGUGUCUUAGCUUGCCCUAUAGCUGGCCGAAACAGGAUUGGGCCCUCCUGCCAUUUUUAAAUCACUUUAAAAUGGCGGCUGCAUCCCUGGGGUGGACACAAGGAUCCUGUCAUGUUGUCUUUUUUGUGUGCAUGUAUUUCAAUACAGCAGAAUCUUGCAAGAGGACAUCUGUAUCUUGACUUAGCAUCGGAGAUAAUUUCAUUUGGUUCAAUGGUUCAUAGCUUGCGGGCACAAUAUUACAUAUUUAUGGGGAGGGAACUCUCUCGAAGUAUGCAGAUUUCCAGUGUGGCAAACUGGGCCUUAAUUACCCAUGUAAGUAACCAAACUCUAUUCAGAUUUAUUUUACAUUAUUGAAUAAUUCCAUGCUGUAUUUUUUAAUUAAAUGUCAAAAGUGUUACUUUUAUAUUCUAGCUUUUCUCCCCCUAGCGUUGAUUCAUGAACAUUUAUUCUGUUUGUUACGGUAUUCUAAGAUUUUGGAUGAAGGCCAUCCGCUGUAUGGAGAUUACGAAACAAGCAAUUCUGUCAGUUUAUUUAUUCAGUAUUUGUGCUGCUUUUUUUUUUUGAAAUAAAGUUUCUG
Eublepharis macularius is the source of this 6643-nucleotide messenger RNA. RefSeq names its product Ras association domain family member 8 (gene RASSF8). NCBI's taxonomy places the organism in Eukaryota, Metazoa, Chordata, Lepidosauria, Squamata, Eublepharidae. The record is from RefSeq and is a predicted model, not a curated record. The coding region runs from base 192 to 1451 and encodes 419 amino acids. The transcript has 5 exons. Gene Ontology annotation, biological process: signal transduction.